AUGGGUCUCCGCACCGUAGAACUCCACCAAAAACAAUGGGACACCAUCCUCUGUCCUCCCACUGCAUGCACUCACACCCUCCUCCCUUCAACCGCCACAGUGCGCAUCACCGCGAAGCUAUCCGUUGAGAACGAUAACCACCUAGUCCGAGAGGCCGCGAACUAUCAGAAGUUCGAUGAAUCGCUUUUCCAGCAUUGGAGCGGUCUUCAUCUUGCGCCUCCGCUGAGGGAUCCAACACCGGUCGGUGCGGUGGUCCCGCAGUUUUACGGGUUCUAUCAACCGGCUGUGGGCGAGGACGAGACUGGAGACGGUGAUGCUGAAAAGAGAGAGAAGAAGCGGUAUCGGAGCAACAUCCUGUUGUUGGAGGACUGUGGGCAGCCGAUCAAUGUCGACGAGCUGGAUAUAGAUGACCGUCAAGAAUGUGCUGCACUCCUUUUCCGCUUGCACUUCAAUCACUGGACGCACAACUCCUUCUACCCUCGAAACAUCCUCGUUCGACAGGGCGAUAUUUCAGAGACUGCCUCCUCUGGGCCUGCCAUACGUCACCGUUACACAUGCAAACGCCGUUUCAGGCUGAUUGACUUUGGACGAGCCAUUCAGUACGAUAAAGAAGGAAAUGCAGUAUUUCAGGAUGCGGAUCAGGAGAUCCGAGAAGUCCGGGGGAGGCUUAGACUCGAGAGGAUUCCAAAUGGGACGUGGGUCAAUGUACCCCAUACGAACACAGGAAACGAGAUAGAGAAGCUCGCAACGGGUAGGCGUCGCGAGGAAAGGCAAGCUAGGCUAGGGCUGAAGAUAUGGGAGUUCAUUCCGGGGCCGAGAGUUGUCAGUGAGGAGGAAGCCGAUUUUUUUAUUUGAUUUCGUGAGAGUGAAUCGAUUUCAAGGAUUAUGCUAAUAAGCUAUGUCCAGC
This is a messenger RNA of Stereum hirsutum FP-91666 SS1, 907 nucleotides long. RefSeq lists its product as uncharacterized. The record is from RefSeq and is a predicted model, not a curated record. Bases 1 to 855 code for a protein of 284 amino acids. The transcript has 2 exons. NCBI's taxonomy places the organism in Eukaryota, Fungi, Basidiomycota, Agaricomycetes, Russulales, Stereaceae.